This is a messenger RNA of Astyanax mexicanus (Mexican tetra), 3480 nucleotides long. Its product is annotated as GTPase IMAP family member 8-like. Gene Ontology annotation, molecular function: GTP binding. Lineage: Eukaryota; Metazoa; Chordata; Actinopteri; Characiformes; Acestrorhamphidae. The transcript is spliced from 4 exons. The record is from RefSeq and is a predicted model, not a curated record. The coding region runs from base 101 to 2230 and encodes 709 amino acids.
UGGACUCUUUGAUCCAGAAACAACAAAUGAAGAUGUGAUAAAACAAUGGCAGCUUCUCCUUCAUUCAGUCCCAUCAGUCUCCACUGUGUUCCUGCUGGUGAUGAAGAUCAACAGAUUCUCUUUAGAAGAGAAGAGAACUGUUGAACUCAUAGAAGAGUUUUUAGGAGAUCAGCACCUUCACAACACCUGGAUCCUCUUCACCAGAGGAGAUGAGCUGAGUGAGGAUCUCACUAUAGAAAAAUGUAUAUCAGAGACUGAAGAGCUGAAGAGAGUCCUACAGAGAUUUAACAACAGAUACCACGUCUUCAACAACAUCAAACACGAUCCUGAUCAAGUCAGAAGACUGAUAGAGAAAAUCAAAGCAAAUCAAAGCUCUCCGAGGUUAAACCUGGUCCUGUGUGGGAGUAACAGAGUGCUAAAGUCCUCCAUAUCAGAUCUCAUACUGGAUCAGAAAAAGCUCAGUGCAGACUCUAGAUCAGUGUGUGUGAAGAGAGAAGCAGAAGUAUGUGGACGUCUGAUCUCCCUGGUGGAGCUUCCAGCUCUCUACAGCUCUCAGCUCUCAGAGGAGGAAGUGAUGCGGGAGACUCUCCGCUGUGUCUCUCUCUGUGAUCCUGGAGUUCAUGCUUUUCUCCUUGUUAAUCCUGCUGGUCCUCUCACUGAUGAAGAUAAAGGAGAACUGGAGAAGAUCCAGAUGAUCUUUGGAUCAAAAUUCACUCACUACACCAUAUCAGUCAUCACUACAGAGUCUCAGCAACAGUCAGUAGAGUUGAAUAAAGCUACUAAACAGAUCCCCGAAACAUUUCAAAGACACUGUGUUAGUGUUUUGGAUGACAGCAUGGGGUCAGUGCUCAUGAAUGAGGUUGAUCUGAUGUUGAAACUCAACAGUGGAAGCUGCUACACAUCCGGCAUGUAUUUAGAAGCACAGGUGGAAACACAGCUGAGAUACAAGACUGAGAAUGAAGAACUGAGGGAAACCAUCAGACUAUUAUCAAUGAAGAAAGAGACACAAGAAUUUUCCUCAGAUACAGGAGGUCUAAGAAUUGUUCUCAUGGGGAAGACUGGAGUGGGGAAGAGUGCUACAGGAAACACCAUCCAGCAGAAAGAGGUUUUUAAAGAGUUAAUUUCUUCUAAGUCAGUUACCAGCGUCUGUCAGAAAGAAUCAGCUGAAGUCAGACGGAGAAGAGUCACUGUGAUCGACACUCCAGGACUGUUUGAUACGAGUAUUUCUAAUAAAGAAAUCAUAAAGGAAAUCGUUAAGUGUAUCACCAUGGCUGCACCAGGUCCACACGUCUUUCUGCUGGUGCUGACAGUGGGACGCUUCACACAAGAGGAGCAGGAAGCAGUGAAUAUGAUCCAAGAUCUGUUUGGUAAAGAAUCCAGAAGAUACACCAUGGUGCUCUUCACCAGAGGAGAUGAUCUGCGGGGAACAAGCAUUGAGGAUUAUAUUAAAGAUUCCGACCACAGCUUACAAAACAUCAUUAAGCAGUGUGGAAACAGAUACCACGUGUUCAACAACAGAAAUCCUGAAGACCAAACCCAGGUCACUGAUCUACUGGAGAAGAUCGACUCCAUGGUGGCAGUGAAUGGAGGAAGCUGCUACACUAAUGAGAUGUUCCAGAAGGUGGAGAAAGCUCUACGUGAAGAACAGGAGAGAAUCCUGAGGAAGAAAAAGGAGGAGAUAGAGAGAGAGAAAGAAGAACUGAGAGCCAAACAUGAAGCUGAGCAGGAGAAACUGAAGAUGAUGUUGACAGAGGAACAGCAAAAUCUGUUAAAAGAGAGAAAAGAAAAAGAGGAAGAGUUUCAGAAGAAAGAAGCUCAAAUAAAGGAGGAGACAAAUGAGGAACGAAAGAAAGAGCUGGACGAAAAACUCAAAGAAGACAGAGAGGCGUUCAAUAAGGUGAUGGAAGUGAAAGAGCAGGCCUGUAAAAAAAAGAUGAAGGAAGAUCAGCAAUACGAGAAAGAAAAGUACGAGAGGGAGAAAGAAGAAAUGAGGAAGCGGAAGGAGGAGGAGGCGAGGGAGGAGGCAGAAAAGAAAUUGUGCGAUGAAAUAGAAAGAGCCACUAAAGUAGGAGGAGCAGUGGGAGGAACAGUGGGAGGAGUAUUGGGAGGUGCAUUAGGACUUUUAGGGGGACCAAUAGGAGCAGCAGCUGGAGGAGCAGCAGGAGCAACAGUAGGAGCAGCAGUAGGAGCAGCAGUAGGAGGGUUUAUUGGUUGGUUUUGUAAACGUUAGAGGAUAAUGUUAAGACAGUCUGUGUAUGUCGGGUUAAAUGCGUGAUUUAUAUGCUUGAUGGAACAUAAAUGGUUAUUGGACUAAAAAAAUACUAAAGUAUGAGACUAAAUAUUAAGAUACAAGGGAAUAAAACACAAAUCAUUUAUGACUAUCUGACUUUUUAUUGCAGCAUUACUGCAACAUAAAUAACAUGAAAAUACAAAUAAUAAUCCUCUCUCAUUGAUUGGCUGUAGAAUGUAAUCUCUGUAACAUGUACUUUGUGAAACUGCAUGUGGGGUAUAGCUUCUACAUUUAUCCCUCAAAUAUCAGAUGACAUUCUCACUCCUGCUGAUCACAACAAAAUGAAUCACUGUAACUUUAAACAACAGCUUACAAAUGAGUUAUUCUUGUUGUCCACUGUGUAGAUCAAAAUCCACCCUACUUUUAAAAUCUAGCUAACAAUAAAUGAGUUUAACCUUCUUUUGAGUAAUUGUCUCUACUGCCCCUUUAUAACAAAUUUUGGAACAUUGCUGUGAAAAUUUGAUUGCUUAACUUCUCCCUAAGAAAAUAGACAAUUUGGUGAAUCGCCAUCAUUCCAGAGAACACAGUUCUGCUGAUGCACAGCUCAUUUCUGUGGGCUUUACCCCUCUUUAACCCAAACCUGGCAUUAUGCAUGGUAAAUUAAUGUUUGUGUAUAUUAAAGAAUUCCAAUUAAUUAAAAAAAAACUUCUCUUCAUGGUAGCUGAAUGGAUAAAUUAGUCGAGCUGUCUACAAACAUUUGGAGAUGUAGUGUAUGUCCAUUUGUUUUGUCAUAUAACAAGAAUAAAUUACAUUAUUAGCACAGUGAAUAAUAAAUCAUUCGCAGAUUGAAAUAGUUUUCAGGUUUUCCACAGUUGUGGGUGAAGUUUACUGAUCAGGUUUUACAGAACAUCAGAAGAAAGAAUUCUGAAGUCCUGCAGGUGAAAGACAAUACUGGCAAAUAUUAAGAAUACACUCAGCAAAUCUGACAUAUAUUUUUAAUCAUAUGUAUUAAUGUGAAUCCUUAUAUAAUGUCCUGUAAAAUAUAAACUAUGUGAAAAUCUGCAUGUUUUGCAUCUGCAUUUUAAAUGUGAUAAAGCAUGUAGAACAAAGCAAGUAAACAGUUAAAUUACUGUCUAAAUAUUAAGCUGUAUUAUUCUUAUAUCUACUGCUCAUAUUCAAGUUUAUGAUUGAUGAUUUAACUAAGAAUGACUGUACUCAAAUGAUGCUUCUAAUAAACUCAUUUACUCUUA